UCCACACACCGGGGGCUGGUAGUUUUCCAUGUGACACAGGCAGGAUUUCUGAGAAAGGAGAGAGAGAUACUCGAGGAUAGAUUCCUGCUGUGUUUGUUCCGCUGGAAUAUUUACAUUUUUCUGAUCCCAGUUCAUAUCCCAAGCCACAGGGAUGAACUGGUCAGCACUAGAGAGCCUACUCAGCGGGGUCAACAAGUACUCCACUGUGUUUGGCCGUGUGUGGCUGUCCAUGGUGUUUGUGUUCCGUGUCAUGGUGUUCGUGGUUGCCGCCCAGCGUGUGUGGGGAGACGAGAGCAAGGACUUUGUGUGCAACACCAGGCAGCCCGGCUGCACCAACGUCUGUUAUGACAGCAUCUUCCCCAUCUCACACAUCCGCCUGUGGGCCCUCCAGCUCAUCUUCGUCACCUGUCCAUCUCUCAUGGUCAUGGCUCACGUCAAGUAUCGUGAGGGGAAGGAUUCAAAGUACGCUUCCCAGCACCAGGGCUCUCACCUGUACGCCAACCCAGGGAAGAAACGUGGAGGCCUGUGGUGGACCUACCUGGUCAGCCUGAUCUUCAAGGCCGUGGUUGACGCAGCCUUCCUUUACAUUCUCUACUACAUCUACCAUGGCUAUGACAUGCCACGUCUCUCCAAGUGUACCCUGGAGCCUUGCCCAAACACAGUGGACUGCUACAUAUCCAGGCCCACGGAGAAGAAGAUCUUCACCAUCUUCAUGGUGGUCUCCUCAGCCAUCUGCAUCUUCGUGUGCAUCCUGGAGAUGUUCUAUCUGUUGGGCAAGCGGUUACAGAAGGUGCUUAAAGUACGGCAGGCCAACAAGAGACUUCUCUUCGCUGAGUGCCAUGAGGUGACCAACAUCGCUCCGCCGAGGUCAUCGUAUAUCAGGGUAGAUCCAACUAUUGGGAGCCAGCAGAACAUCAGCAGACAGAAGAAGGCAGAGGAGGCUGCUGCCACAAGUCUGUAGUCCUGAUCUGUUUGAUUUUGGUGUAUAUAGCACUGACUUUGCUGAGAGCUACUUUAUUGAGGAAAAAUUUGCUUAGGUAUGUGGUUGUCCCACCUAGCUAUCUAAAGAUGAAUGCACUAACUGUAAAUCGCUCUGGAUAAGAGCGUCUGCUAAAUGACUAAAAUGUAAAUCCAUAUUGCACUGACUUUGUGGGUGGCUACUUUAUGGAGGAAAAAUAUACCUACUAUGACUGAGAUAUAUGGUUGUCCCACCUAGAUAUAUUAAGAUGAAUGCACUAACUGUACAUUUUACUCUAUACUGUAGCAUUUUGGAUUUGAGAUCAAGUCUUUUAUAUAAAGCGACAGUACAGAAUGUACCGCUUAGAAAUGAACGCUCUUUAUAUAUCUAGUCCCUCCGUUUGAAGACGUCAUAACUAUUUGGACAAAUUGACUUAUAGUGUCUAGGCAAUGACUACAUCAAGCUUGUUGGAUGCAUUUGCAGUUUGUUUUGGUUGUGUGUUAUGUUUUUCCCAAUAGAAACUUAAUAAUGAAUGAUAAUUGUAUUUCUAAGUGAGUAAAUGAGAUGUUUCUGAACACUUCUUAAUGAAUCCUGAUAAGGCAAGGAUUAACACAAAUCAUGAAUGAAUCAUGAAAAAUGACGGGUGAUAAAGUUACGGGUGAUAAAGAGACUAUACAAAAGAUGCUAACAACUCACCAUUCCCAAGAUGAAGUCAAAUCAAAUGUUAUUUGUCACAUGCUUCAUAAACAACAGGUGUAGACUAACAGUGAAAUACUUACUUACAGGCCCUUCCCAACAAUGCAGAGGAAAAAAUAAUAACACAAGGAAUAAAUAUACAAUGAGUAACGAUAACUAUAUACACGGGGUACCAGCACCAAGUCGAUGUGCAGGGGUACAGGGUUAUUGUUGGAGAUAUGUAUAAGAGCGUCUGCUAAAUGACUUAAAUGUAAAUGUAAUGUACAUACUGUAUAGGUAGGGGUAAAGUAACUAGGCAACAGGAUAGAUAAUAAACAGUAGCAGCAGCAUACAGUGAGGGAAAAAAGCUUUUGAUCCCCUGCUGAUUUUGUACAUUUGCCCACUGACAAAGAAAUGGUGUUCUUGGGGUCAUAGGCAGCAUUCCUCCUCCUCCAAACACGGCGAGUUGAGUUGAUGCCAAAAGAGCUCCAUUGUGGUCUCAUCUGACCACAACACUUUCACCCAGUUGUCCUCUGAAUCAUUCAGAUGUUCAUUGGCAAACUUCAGACGGGCAUGUAUAUGUGCUUUCUUGAGCAGGGGGACCUUGCGGGCGCUGCAGGAUUUCAGUCCUUCACGGCGUAGUGUGUUACCAAUUGUUUUCUUGGUGACUAUGGUCCCAGCUGCCUUGAGAUCAUUGACAAGAUCCUUCCGUGUAGUUCUGGGCUAAUUCCUCACCGUUCUCAUGAUCAUUGCAACUCCACGAGGUGAGAUCUUGCAUGGAGACCCAGGCCAAGGGAGAUUGACAGUUCUUUUGUGUUUCUUCCAUUUGCAAAUAAUCGCACCAACUGUUGUCACCUUCUCACCAAGCUGCUUGGCGAUGGUCUUGUAGCCCAUUCCAGCCUUGUGUAGGUCUAUAAUCUUGUCCCUGACAUCCUUGGAGAGCUCUUUGGUCUUGGCCAGGGUGGAGAGUUUGGAAUCUGAUUGAUUGCUUCUGUGGAGAGGUGUCUUUUAUACAGGUAACAAGCUGAGAUUAGGAGCACUCCCUUUAAGAGUGUGCUCUGAAUCUCAGCUUGUUACCUGUAUAAAAGACACCUGGGAGCCAGAAAUCUUUCUGAUUGAGGGGGGGUCAAAUACUUAUUUCCCUCAUUAAAAUGCUAAUCAAUUUAUAACAUUUUUGACAUGUGUUUUUCUGGAUUUUGUUGUUGUUAUUCUGUCUCUCACUGUUCAAAUAAACCUACCAUUAAAAUUAUAAACUGAUAAUUUAUUUGUCAGUGGGCAAAAGUACAAAAUCAACAGGGGAUCAAAUACUUUUUUCCCUCACUGUAUGUGAUGAGUCAAAAGAGUUAGUGCAAAGAGGGUCAAUGCAGUCCGGGUAGCUAUUUGGUAGUGUUAUGGCUUAGGGGUAGAAGCUGUUCAGGGUCAUAUUGGUUCCAGACUUGGUGCAUCGGUACCGCUUGCCAUGAGGUAGCAGAGAGAACAGUCUAUGACUUGGGUGGCUGGAGUCUUUGACGAUUUAUAGGGCCUUCCUCUGACACCGUCCGGUAUAGAGGUCCUGGAUGGCAGAGAGCUUGGCUCCCAGUUUUGUACUGGGCCAUCCACACUACCCUCUGUAACGACUUGCGGUCAGAUGACAAGCAGGAUACUUCACAAUCCGUUCAUGAUUAUAGAUAACCAUGGUAUCAUCCAUAUUAAUGUAAAAGUGACACCAAAAUGGCACAAGACAUUAUACACCAUUCCGUUCCUAUUGGGCUAAACACAAUCCAAAACAAACUGCAAAUGCACAGGUCGGAUUAAUGCAGGGGCUUACUGGUGCUGUAGCCCCUUGGCCCAGGCACUAGGCAGCAAUUAAAAAACACAUAUAUAAAUAUAUAUACUACCAGUCAAAAGUUUGGACACACCCACACCAGUCCAGGGUUUUUCUUUCUUUGUAAUAUUUUAUACUUUGUAGAAAAAUAGUGAAGAUUUCAAAACUAUGAAAUAACACAAAUGGAAUCAUGUAGUAACCAAAAAAGUGUCAAACAAAUAAAAAUCAAUUUUAUAUUUGAGAUUCUUCAAAGUAGCCACCCUUUGCAUUGAUGACAGCUUUGCACACCCUAUUUGACCAAGAAGGAGAGUGAUGCAUCAGAUGACCUGGCAUCUACAAUCACCCGACCUCAACCCAAUUGAAAUGGUUUGGGAUGAGUCGGACCACAGAGUGAAGGAAAAGCAGCCAACAAGUGCUCAGAAUAUGUGGGAACUCCUUCAAGACUGUUGGAAAAGCAUCCAGGUGAAGCUGGUUGAGAGAAUGCAAAGAGUGUGCAAAGCUGUCAUCAAGGCAAAGGAUGGCUAUUUGAAGAAUCUCAAAUAUAUUUUGAUUUGUUUAAGACUCUUUUGGUUACUACAUGAUUCUAAAUGUGCUAUUUCAUAGUUAUUCUACAAUGUAGAACAUAGUAAAAAUAACGAAAAACCCUUGAAUGAGUAGGUGUUUGAAAACUUUUGACCAGUAGGGUAUAUAUAUAUAGUAUUUAUUGUUUCACUUCAACCGCUAACCACAGGAAGAUUCAGGAGCCCACUCUCAAUGAGUGUAGACAGCCUGCUACUCCCUGCUGCCGCUUUGCUAAUUGUCAGAUGAGGAGAGGAGGUAGGGGGCCCACAUGGGUAACUUGGGAGGCCUACCUUGAUUGGGUAACUGCUAAAUCAUUUGUUUUAAAUAAACUGCAUAAUAAAUAAAGGUGACUGGUCAAUUGUGUGAGUCAGGGGCUGGGCCCAAGCCUGUAGGUGGCUCCCUCCUGAAUCUAGCUUGGAAAGACAGUAUCGUGCAGUAUCAAAGAGCCCUCACUGCUGCUUGAUCAUCCUAUUUUUCCAACUUAAUUUAGGAAAAUAAGAACAAUCCAAAAUAUAUUUUUGAUACUGUCGCAAAGCUAACUAAAAAGCAGCAUUUCCCAAGAGAGGAUGCCUUUCACUUCAGCAGUGAUACAUUCAUGAACUUCUUUUACGAAAAGCAAAUUACGGACUCCUCUUUAAAUCUGCGUAUUCCUCCAAAGCUAAAUUGUCCUGAGUCUGCACAACUCUGCCAUGACCUAGGAUCAAGGAUCACAUUGAUGAAAAUAAUCAUGGCCUCUAAACCAUCAAGGUGCAUAAUGGACCCUAUUCCAACUAAACUACUGAAAGAGCUGCUUCCUGUGCUUGGCCCUCCUAUGUUGAACAUAAUGAACGUCUCUCUGUCUACCGGAUGUGUACAAACUCACUAAAAGUGGCAGUAAUAAAGACUCUCUUGAAAAAGCAAAACCUUGACCGAGAAAAUAUUUUAAAAACUAUCGGGCUAUAUCGAAUCUCCCAUUCCUAUCAAAAAAUGUUGAAAAAGCUGUUGUCCUCGGACAAAUCAACUGUAAAUUUCGGUGUUCCUCAAGGCUCCGUUUUAGGACCACUAUUGUUUUCACUAUAUAUUCUACCUCUUGGUGAUGUCAUUCGGAAGCAUAAUGUUAACUUUCACUGCUAUGUGGACGACACACAGCUGUACAUUUUGAUGAAACAUGGUGAAGCCCCAAAAUUGCCCUCCCUGGAAGCCUGUGUUUCAGACAGAAGGAAGUGGAUGGCGGCAAAUGUUCUAGUUUUAAACUCGGACAAAACAGAGAUGCUUGUUCUAGGUCCCAAGAAACAAAGAACUCUUCUGUUGAAUCUGACAAUUAAUCUUGAUAGUUGUACAGUCGUCUCAAAUAAAAUUAUGAAGGACCUCGGCGUCCUUCACCCUAAUAUCUCUUUUGACGAGUAUAUCAAGACUGUUUCAAGGACAGUUUUUUUCCAUCUACGUAACAUUGCAAAAAUCUGAAACUUUCUGUCCAGAAAUGAUGCAGAAAAACAAAUCCAUGCUUUUGUCACUUCUAGUUUAGACUACAGCAAUGCUCUACUUUCCGGCUACCCGGAUAAAGCACUAAAUUAACUUCCGUUAGUGCUUAACACUGCUGCUAGAAUCUUGACUAGAACCAAAAAUGUGAUCAUAUUACUCCAGUGCUAGCCUCUCUACACUGGCUUCCUGUUAAGGUAAGGGCUGAUUUCAAGGUUUUACUGCUAACCUACAAAGCACUACAUGGGCUUGCUACUACCUAACUUUCCGAUUUGGUCCUGCCGUACGUACCUACACUUACGCUACGGUCACAAGGUGCAAGCCUCCUUACUGUCCCUAGAAUUUCCAAGCAAACAGCUGGAGGCAGGGCUUUCUCCUAUAGAGCUCCAUUUUUAUGGAAUGGUCUGCCUAUCCAUGUGAGAGACGCAGACUCGGUCUCGACCUUUAAGUCUUUAUUGAAGACUCAUCUCUUCAGUAGGUCCUAUGAUUGAGUGUAGUCUGGCCCAGGAGUGUGAAGGUGAACGGAAAGGCACUGGAGCAACGCUGUCUCGGUUCCCCUCUCUCCACUGGGAUUCUCUGCCUCAAACCCUAUUACAGGGGCUGGGUCACUGGCUUACUGGUGCUCUUCCAUGCCAUCCCUAAGAGGGGUGUGUCACUUGAGUGGGUUGAGUCACAGUGUCUCCCAACCCCUCCUGUCUCAGCCUCUAGUAUUUAUGCUGCAAUAGUUUAUGUGUCGGAGGGCUAGGGUCAGUCUGUUAUAUCUGGAGUAUUUCUCCCGUCUUAUCCAGUGUCCUGUGUGAAUUUAAGUAUGCUCUCUCUAAUUCUCUCUCUUUUUCUCUCUUCUUUCUUUCUUUCUUUCUUUCUUUCUUUUUUUUCUUUCUUUCUUUCUUUCUUUCUUUCUUUCUUUCUUUCUUUCUUUCUUUCUUUCUUCCUUUCUUUCUUUCUCUCUCUCGGAAGAGGACCUGAUCCCUAGGACCAUGUCUCAGGACUGCCUGGCCUGAUGACUCCUUGCUGUCCCCAGUCCACCUUGUCGUGCUGCUGCUCCAAUUUCAACUGUUCUGCCUGUCGCUAUGGAACCCUGACCUGUUCACCGGACAUGGUACCUGUCCCAGACAUGCUGUUUUCAACUCUCUAGAGCAGGAGCGGUAGAGAUACUCUGAAUGAUCGGCUAUGAAAAGUCCACUGACAUUUACUGACCUGUUGCACCCUCUACAACCACUGUGAUUAUUAUUAUUUGACCCUGCUGGUCAUCUAUGAGCAAUUGAACAUCUUGGCCAUGUUCUGUUAUAAUCUCCACCCGCCACAGCCAGAAGAGGACAGGCCACCCCUCAUAGCCUGGUUCCUCUCUAGGUUUCUUCCUAGGUUCUGGCCUUUCUAGGGAGUUUUUCCUAGCCACUGUGCUUCUACACCUGCAUUGCUUGCUGCUUGAGGUUUUAGGCUGGGUUUCUGUACAGCACUUUGUGACAUCAGCUGAUGUAAGAAGGGCUUUAUAAAUAAAUUUGAUAGACUUACAUUUUUGAUUUUAUUAUAAUAUAUUUUUUCCAACCACAGAAGCCCGCUCUAAAUGUUCAAAACAUAAUUUAGACACAGACGAUCAUAGUUUAUAAAAAAUGUUUUAUCACAAGCACAAAAUAAAUGUAAUUCAUUCAAAUGAAUUAAAUUAAGGAAACACCAACAUAAAGUGUCAGGAAGGCUGCAGUUUGGGCAGCAUGUGCGCCAAAUAUAGGCUACAGCUUGUUGCGUGGUGGCCCUAAACAUAUAAUCCAUACAAGGUUUUGUAACCCCGGGGCCUAUGAUUUCUUAAUCCGGUCCUGCAAAUGCAUUCAACAAGUUUCUUAUCACAAGCUUGAUGUAGUUAUAGUGUGCAAUGAAUAUGGGACCAAAUUCUAAACUUUUGACUGCUUGAAUACACUUUAAGUGAAUUUGUCCAAAUACGUAUGACAUCUUCAAAUGGGAGGACUACUGUGGGUACAUAAAGUGCUUUCAUUUCUCAAAUGUGCAACGUUCACCUCACUCACUCAGAAACGCCAUGCAAAUUAAAUCACCUCUCACUCUUCAACAAAAGGGAAUUUGCAUCGCCACCACAGGCAAUUCAAAACCCCUUUUCCUGCAGUAUGCUUUACACAAUAAAAAGGCAACAACCUUUAUACAAUUCAAAAGGUCACAACAAUCUUUGCACGGUUCAAAAGCUACAACAAAAAUUAUUAAAUAGAUCAACUCAAAAGCUCUCCCUUUUCUGAAAUUCUCUCUCUCUCUCUCUCUCUCUCUCUCUCUCUCUCUCUCACUCUCUCUCUCACUCUCUCUCUCUCUCUCUCUCUCUCUCUCACUCUCUCACUCUAUCCCCGUCUGCGUUCUAAAGCCUCAGCCCACACGGUCUCUCUCUCUCAGCUACAACGCCUUUUAAAAUAGCACACUCCAUCCACAGCACAGCACAUUGCCUGCCUUAACGUUACAUAAGUGACACCUGUUAGCCUUUUACUUGUACUUCCCUCCUACAAUUCCAUUUCUCCAUUAUCAACACACCCUCUCCCUCACUCUAUUCUUCCCUCUGUCAUCUAACCACAAUAACAAUUUCCUUUAGUGCUCUCUCGUUGCCAUGGCUCACACUGCUUAUUGUCCCUCAUUCUAGUAUGGUCUGAUCCCACUGGGCACAGACGUCUAUUACACGUUGGUUCAACGUUAUUUCAUUGAAACGACGUGGAAACAAUGUCGAUUCAACAAGUGUAGCACCUGGCAGAUAUUCUACUGCCUGAUUCACCCACUCGGCUACACCCACUCAUGCAGUGUCCUAGCUGGCUACGUAUCACACUGUAGAAACAAGCACACAGCAUGCACCCCCACAUACUCCUUGAAAAAAAUUGAGUGAGAAAAUAAACAUGUUAAAUCUGAAAUUUUUUAAUUUCUUUAUUCUCUAAUGAUAUUAGUAAAUACUACAGUAUUUAAUGUGCAUAUACCCUACCCAUUCCCCUGCUCCAAAUCACAAUUUUUGCCACACAAAAUUGAGAAUCCUAAAUUCCAAGUAUAGACCAUAUAUUGUGUUCCCUACAGUUUAUUGAAAGAGAAGAAGCUCUGAACUAUCUGUUCAGACCUACCCACAUGUUUAUAGAAAACCACAUCAGUUCUGAACUAUCUGUUCAGGCCUACCUACCUAGAGGUUAUGGAAAAUGUGCUCUUUUAGUAUUUCUCCAAUAGGUUUCCAGAAGGAGAAAGCCUCCACUUCUAUGUCAAUUAUAAUAAAAUAAAAACACUAUAGUAAAUGCUACAGUAGUGUCCACUAAAACACUACAGUAAAUACUACAGUAUAGUACAGUCCACAAAAACAGUGAUUACUGCAGUAUACAACAAUCCACAAAAAAACACUACAUUAAUUACUAUGGUGUGUACUACAGUUUUCUUUUACCACUGUCACGCCCUGACCUUAGAGAUCCUUUUUAUGUAUCUAUUUGGUUUGGUCAGGGUGUGAUUUGGGGUGGGUAUUCUAUGUUCUAUUAUUUGUAUUUCUAUAUUUUGGCCAGGUAGGGUUCUCAAUCAGGGACAGCUGUCUAUCGUUGUCUCUGAUUGAGAACCAUACUUAGGUAGCCCUUUUCCCACCUGUCUUUUGGGAGGUUGACUUUGUUUAUGGCACAUAGCCUUUAGCGUCACUGUUUGUUUUGUUGUGUUUAUUGAUUUGUUCGGCGUCUUUUCUAAAUAAAAGAAUAUGUACACUCACCACGCUACACCUUGGUCCAGUUCUUUCAACGGCUGUGACAGAACUUCCCACCACAAACGGACCAAGCAGCGUGGUAAGGAGGAGCAGCAUGUUCAGGAGGACUGGACAUGGGAGGACAUCCUAAAUGGCAAAGGAUCCUGGACAUGGGAGGAGAUCCUGGCGGGAAAGGAUUGCCUGCCGUGGGAGCAGCUGAUAGCAGAGAGGAAGGUGGAGGCAGCGAGAAAGAGGGCCCAAGUUUACACAGAGUUACGGCUGGCACCAAAGACUGGGAGGCCACUCCCCAAAAAGUGUUUUGGGGGCACACGGGGAGUGUGGCAGAGUCAGGAUUCAGACCUGCUUACCGUGGCGAGCAUGUGACUGGUCAGGCACCGUGCUAUGGGGUGAUGCGCACGGUGUCUCGAGUGAGCAUUCACAGGCCGGUGUGCUCUGUGCCAGCGUCCCGCAUUUGCCGGGUGGAAGUGGGCAUCCAGCCAGAACGGGUUAUGCCAGCUCUGUGCUCGAGACCGCCAGUGCGCCUCCACGGCCCAGUGUAUCCGGUGUCUCUGCCAAGAACUAAGCCUCCUGUAUGUCUCCCCAGCCUGGUGAGUCCUGUGCCUGCUCCCAGAGCAAGGCCUCCUUGUGUGCCUCUCCACUCCAGUGAUGAUCCAUGGUAAGAAGCCUCCAGUGAUGAUCCAUGGCACGAAGCCUCCAGUGAUGAUCCAUGGCACGAAGCCUCCAGCGACGUCCUCCAGUCCGGGGCCCCCAGAGACGGCCUCCAGUCCGGGGCCCGCUACGAGGGUUCCCAGUCCGGGGUCGGAGACGAGGGUCCCCACACCAGAGGUGCCACCAAAGUGGGGUGAGCCAGUGGUGGAGUGGGGUCUGCGUCCCGCACCUGAGCCGCCACCGCGGAUAGAUGCCCACCCAGAUCCUCCCCUAAAGGUUCAGGUUUUGCGGCCGGAGGCCGCACCUUUGGGGGGGGGUACCAUCACACCCU
Messenger RNA from Oncorhynchus nerka (sockeye salmon), 10138 nucleotides. It is a transcript of the gene gjb9a, whose product is annotated as gap junction protein beta 9a. NCBI's taxonomy places the organism in Eukaryota, Metazoa, Chordata, Actinopteri, Salmoniformes, Salmonidae. Gene Ontology annotation, molecular function: gap junction channel activity. The record is from RefSeq and is a predicted model, not a curated record. Gene Ontology annotation, biological process: cell-cell signaling. Bases 152 to 961 code for a protein of 269 amino acids. The transcript is spliced from 2 exons. Gene Ontology annotation, cellular component: connexin complex.